GCAGGUAACGUCAGCAGUCGGCCGGAGCUGGGAAAGACUGUAUAUACACACCCACCAAGUGUUUAUCGCCGCUUAAUCACUGAUACACACCGACACACAUUAAUAAUGGGCAGCUAAUCAGCUCUGUGUGACUCAGCUGCGCUUCUUUAUUCCGAUUCAUGAGUGCCUCGGCAGCAUCCCGCGCCCUCCGCUUGGCUUGAAAUGGGAUGAUAUGGGAUUUUUCAUGUCGACGAAGAUCGGAGGGAUUCUUGCGUUUGCCUUGGUAUUCCUGCCCCUGAUGGUGUCAGGAGACUCAGAUGCAGACGUGAAGUGUGAGAACAUUUAUAAGGACUUUUCUGAUUGCGUCCUGGAGCUGGGAGAGAGCAUGGACAACUAUCAGGAGAACGUGACCAGCGAGAGGGGAGUGGCAGCUGUGUGCAGCCACUGGGAAGCUUUCCACACAUGUGCCCUCACGGCGCUGUCCGACUGUCAGAAGGAAGUCAGCUCCAUCUGGGAAACUCUGAGGCAGGACUCCAGGAAGAUUCGCUUCCAGGGGAGUCUGUUCGACCUGUGCAGCCCCAGCUCCUCGCCAAGCAUAAGUUCACCUCUUGCUGCCCUUACCCUGCCACUGAUAGGCGUGUUGAUCGUGGCUGGGCCCAACUGGUACCCUGUAUAGAUGGGGGUGAGGUGGAUGGGAGGGGUGAUGAGGAGAGCCUCAAAUCCCCCCUGGGUUCAGUCCUGCUGAGUUCAAACUUAAAGCCAAGGAUUUAAGAGAGUGUUUUAAUAAGGAUUAUUUUGACACAGAGCCACGGAGGUCUGUGGUUAAGCCAAUCAAUAUUUGCUGUGGUGAAUAAUGUUUGAAAUCUCUUCAAACACUUCAACUUGAUCCUCCCUUAUGUCCAGAAACUGAUAGAGCACUUGAGAAAAUUACAUUUUAGCUAGCUGAUCAGUCCAGGCUGACUACAGCAAACACUCCAAGUAUUCAAGGGAUUUCAGAUACAGUGUGAGCAGAUCAGUCAGACACCUGUGGCUCUGGGUUACCAAUAUACAAGGAGUGGACACAAUAUCAUGAACACCUAUACAAUCUAAUGCAAUGAGUAUGUCAUUCAUGUACACUAUCAUGUUGUGUUUUUGUGGAUUUAAGUCUGAGGUCAUUUUUAAAGCAGUAUUUGUGGAGUUGUGCUGGUUUUCAUUAUAUUCUAACACAGAAAGAUGUUGAUGUUUUUGUGUCCACUCCCUGUACCAUGUGUUGUAUGGUUUUAUCAUGAUAAUUAAAGGAAUAGUUCAACAUUUUGGGAGGUAGCUAAGGAGGUCUAUACCACUCUCAUGCCUGUACUCUAAAUGCUAAUUUAUAGUCCCUUUAUGUACGAAAAUAGAUCUGUUCCUUUCAAACAUCAAUGCCCACAUACUUCCAUGUGUCCUUUAUGUUGGCAUUGAUACAUCCACUAGAUGGCACCAGAGAGCAGAGUCAAACGUUUUUGACAACAAGGACCACAGCAACAGGGGAAGAGGUCGUAACAAUACACCUUUGAACGGAGGAAUUCCUUUCACAAUAUUACUGAUUCAUUCCAUUCUGCCAUUUUUAAAAUAUCUUCGUCGUGUCCUAUGAUCAUGCACAAAUAUGGACCAAAUAAGCACAGGAUAUGGCUGGAAGGCUCUGUCCAUGUCUGUAUGGGUUUCUAACGUUGAGCAUAAAUGAGCCAAUAAUAUGAAGCUACUGCCUGCAGCCAGCUAGCUUAGCACACAUCUUGUUUGGCUGCUUCCAUCCAAGAAAUUUCCGUCCAUCCAUCCUUUUUCAACGGCUUGCCCAAAGCCGGAUUGCGGGGCAGGAGGCCACACAAAGCACCCCAGACAUCCAGCUCAUCCUGGGGGAUCCUGAGGCGGUCCCAGGUCAGACGAGAUAUGUAAUCCCUCCUGGUGUUCUGGGUCUGCCCCGGGUCCUCCUGUCAGUGAAACGUGCCCAGAUCACCUCCAAUGGAAGGUGUCCAGGUGGCAUCUUGAUCAGAUGCCCAUACCACCUCAACUGACCCCCUUUCAACACGAAGGAGCAGUGGCUCUACUCCGAGCUCCCACCAAGAAAUCCAAGAAAUAGUUUGACACGUAACUCCCAAUGACUAUGUAUAAAGAUAGGUGGCCAAAACAUCUCGAUCCCCUGCUGGUGGCUAGCUGCAGUACAGGCCAUAAACCCAGCCCCCUCCAUGUUAGCGGAUUCUUGAACCAAAAACAUGUUUGGUGAGGUCACAGUGACCUUUGACCACCAAAUUUCUUAUCCGUUUAUUCUGCAGUCCAAGUGAGACAAAUCUGAAAAAAAUCCUUCAAGGUGUUGUUGAGAUAGUGUGUCCACAAAAAUGAAACCAAUGCAAGGUCACAGUGACGUUGACUUUUGACCACCAAAAUCUAAUCAGUUAAUUGUUGACUGCUGGUGGAUGUUUGUGCCACAUUUAUGGAAAUUCCCUUGAGGCGUUCUUGAGAUAUUAUGUUCCUAAGAAUGGGACAGACAGACAGGCAACCUGUGAACAUAAUGCCUCCAGCUAUGGCUAUCGCUGGCACGGAGGCAUAAAAAUUCAUGGCCGGGACAUUUUGCUUCAUUUUUGUGUAGUGGGAGGAAGUGGAGAGGCAUUGUCCAUCAUUAUAUACAGUCUGUGGUCUCUCUGCUUAAAACCACAACUUUAAUAUUUACACUUUUGUAAGGAUUAAACAUAUAAAAUGUUAAUUCGUGAGACUUAGAUGUACUCAGCCAGCUGUUUCCCCGUUUCCUUUUGUUUUAGCUAAGCUAAGCUAAUCGGCUCCUUGCUGUAGCUUUAUAUUUAGUACAGACAUGUGAAUGGUAUCGAUUGUUGCAUGUGCUAUUCUCCAUAAGUGGAACUAUUCUUUUAAUUAAGAGCUACUAUGUUAGACACCAAAACACAGAUUUUAAUCUCCAGUGAGUUUGUAUAAAUACGGCCAAGCCAUCGUGAUGUAAUUAGCUGUCACUUUGCAAGGAAACAUUUAAAGGAGCAUUUCACCAAAAACAACAGCAAUCUCUCAGCAAAUCUUUGCUCUCAGUCAUUACAAAACUAUUUGAAUAAUUUGUUAAUUUAUUGAUCAGCAAAAGGACCAAAGGACUGAACCAGAUAUUAAUCUGACAGAUUAAUAAUACUGAAGCUAGCGACUAAUCAACAUUCAGAUGUGCUAUGGGUGAAAUGCCCCUUUAAUCUGUUUCUAAGUGUAGUAAAUGUUUGUGUAAGUGACAAUCAGGCCACUUGUAUAAAACUUUUGACCCCCUAUUCCCCUCCAACACUUCAGCCCACUGUGGCUGAUGUUGCACGGCUGCUAUAAAGACACCAAAAACAGACAUCUUGACACGACAUCACAUGUUCACCUCUCCUCCCUCUCGCUCUCUCAGAGCCUCGCCCCACGCUUUGGUUCAGUCUUAAUGCUCGAUCAAACUUCUGACCUGUUUGUGUAAAAAGAAAAGUGUGAAUGUUCAGUGUUGUUUCACUAAUUCCUGCUCAACCUUGUGUGAAAAUGCUCUCUAGCAAAAUAUUACUAAAACUUUCAUUUUAAGUAUUGCAUAAGGAAAGUAUGUCAAAGAGGAAUCUGUAUAUAAUGCAGCCUGAGGUAUAAUAAAAUUAUAUUUUAAUGCCAGAGUACUCAUACACAGUAUUUAUUUAACUUUUAAACACCUAAAUAAAUCUUGAAUUUAAGUCAAAUUAUAAGCAAUAGAAAAAGAGCAGUUUAUUUUUUUAAAUAUCCAUAUACAAUCGCUUUUCUCUCUAUAAUAUUCUAAUUAAAGAUCAAUCUGUUAAAGCAUUGCAUAAUUAUGGUAUUACACGAAAUGAAUUCCAAACUGUGCUGCUCCCUUUGUCUGUUUCAUGCUUUUAAUCGAUUGCAUUUUGAGAAACUUUGGCUUGAUUUGAAGCUUCAAGAGCAGCCAAGACUGACUGUAGUGAAUCUCAACAGAAAUAAAUUUAUGUGUAUUACAGUUUUUAGAAAUAUAACUGGCAUCAUUCCAGCUCGUCUUACAUGUUUAGCCAAUAAACCGUGUGAGGUAUCACCAAUUGUAAUUGUCUUUUUAUCACUAUGAAAUGAGGUGAUAUUCCCGCACAUAAAUCUGAUGUUUUUGCUGUUACUGCAGCGGUCCCCUAGAUUCAGAGCAAAAUUAAUGAGCGAAAGCAUCGAUUUGUUUUGUCUGUUUUCCAAAUCUGUGUCAACAUUUGCAUAUUUCCUUUAACUCUGAUGGUCCUCGCAGACAUUAUCAAAACAUGGACAAUCUCCUGAAUAUUUCCCGUCACCCCUUCGAUCCUAAAUGCAUGAUAAUUUGUGACAGUGCUUCAAGAAUAAUCUGUUGAUUUUACCUUGGACAACAUGUACAUCGAUCUGUGCAUGAAGUUAGGCUGUAUAUCUCCUCAGUGUUUCAGCAUCCCCUUUUAUGCAGAUUCAUUACCCACCCACCUCCGCCUCCCUUAGCAUGUUUGUUCUAGUUGUUUCUAUUUAUUUCACGUCUCACGAGUGCUAGCAUUAUGUCAUCCAUUGUGUGUCUGGUGGUGCGAAUACAAAAGCAAGUUGUGAUGUCCUCAAAGCAUGAGCAAUAUGUAUGGUCACUUAAAGAGAGGACUGUUAUCCUUUUUGUAUGCUGUUGAAGAAAGCAUGAAAAUGAUUGUGUUAUCAUAAAGCAUUAGACCAUAACAAAUGAACCCUGAUGACAGUUAAAACAUGGAAAGAACCUCUGAAUGUAAAACAAGUUCAGUAUCCAUGUGGGUUUUUUCAGUUUACUGAUAGAAAAGCACACUAUUUACAAGACUGUAUAAAGCAAUAUAUGGCAAAGUAAUGUGUUUGUAAUAAUAAAGCACCAUGUUUAAAACAAACAGUGUGUGUGUGCAUCACCAUCAGCAAAAUAACGGAUAGCAAAGAUCUGGUCUGGAAACACAAGGUGUUGGAACAGCAGAGCCUUUAAUCGAUGCAGUAAGUCCUCUGUUGUAUGACUCUUUUACUAUAAUAGAGAAUAGAGAUUCUGUUUUUAGCCCUCCCUGAAGCAAAGUGUUGGUAAUGAGCACCGCAACCAGUGUUUUUCAACUCGUUAGUGCUCUCCCAUCUGCUCCUUUCCACCUGGACACUUCCAGAAGAGGCAGUGGUUGGAGAAAAUGAGGGAUCAGGGCCCAGGGUGGAAAACUUUCAGAGAUCUAAAGACACGCUCGUGGUGUGCCCCUCAUUAGAAGACCUAUCCUUGACAUCUGAAGCAGAACGGCCAAUUAUUUUCUCACCUGCAGUUUCCGCACUGA
Messenger RNA from Epinephelus moara (kelp grouper), 5240 nucleotides. Its product is annotated as neuritin-like. The transcript is spliced from 3 exons. NCBI's taxonomy places the organism in Eukaryota, Metazoa, Chordata, Actinopteri, Perciformes, Serranidae. Gene Ontology annotation, cellular component: plasma membrane. Bases 212 to 655 code for a protein of 147 amino acids. Gene Ontology annotation, biological process: nervous system development; neuron projection extension. The record is from RefSeq and is a predicted model, not a curated record.